CCAUGAUGACACGUGAACACACACACACGGUGCUCAGAAUGACACAGCUCUGAUCGGAGGGAGGUGAUCUCUGAAAUUGCUCAGUGAGCACCCCUAAUUUCCCUGAUUUACAUUUCACUGUCAAUCACACCCAAUGGAAUCCAAUCAGAAAGCAGGCGGGGACGGAGUGACAGGGACGCAGAAGGAGGCGGCACUCCGGGUGCUCACGCAACGCACUGGAUACCAACUGCGGCAGGAGAACGGCCAGCGGCGGUACGGCGGCCCUCCACCCAGCUGGGACGGCCCGCCACCAGAGAGAGGCAGCGAGAUCUUUGUGGGGAAACUACCAAGAGAUCUGUUUGAAGACGAACUGGUUCCACUGUGUGAGAAGUUUGGUAAGAUCUACGAGGUGAGAAUGAUGAUGGACUUUAAUGGGAACAACAGAGGUUACGCCUUCGUCACCUUCAGCACCAAACAGGAGGCCAGGGCAGCCAUGAAGCAGCUUAACAACUAUGAGAUCAGGAAUGGCCGCCUCCUUGGCGUUUGUGCCAGCGUAGACAACUGUCGUCUGUUUGUGGGAGGGAUUCCUAAAACCAAAAAGCAUGAAGAGAUCCUGUCUGAGAUGAGGAAGGUCACUGAAGGGGUCGUAGAUGUCAUCGUGUACCCCAGCGCUGCUGACAAAUCCAAGAACCGAGGCUUCGCUUUUGUUGAGUACGAGAGCCACCGAGCAGCCGCCAUGGCCCGCCGCAAACUGCUGCCAGGUCGUAUUCAGCUGUGGGGUCAUGCCAUCGCCGUGGACUGGGCGGAGCCAGAGGUGGAGGUUGACGAGGACACCAUGGCAACAGUCAAGAUACUGUACGUCAGGAACCUGAUGCUGCAGACCACAGAGGAGACCAUCGAGAAAGAGUUCAACAGCCUCAAACCAGGUGCAGUGGAGCGAGUGAAGAAGAUCAGAGACUACGCCUUCGUCCAUUUCACUCAGAGAGAAGACGCCAUCAACGCCAUGAAUGCUCUCAACGGAAAGUUGGUGGAUGGGUCUCCUAUCGAGGUGACUCUGGCCAAGCCGGUGGACAAAGACAGUUACGUCCGUUACACCAGAGGGACUGGAGGGCGAGGAGGAUCUCUGCUGCAGACAGACUACACGGCCUAUACUCUGGGACAGGUGUACGACCCCUCUGCUGCAUAUCUCGGCGCACCUGUGUUUUACGCCCCCCAGGCCUACGCUGCCAUACCAGGUCAGUUUCGUUUCCCAGCGGCCAAAGCUCACGUUGGAGGUCGAGGUCUGAUUAGGACGCCGUCUGUCAGAGAAAUUUACAUGACUGUACCUGUAGGGGCUGCGGGGGUGCGGGGGCUGGGCGGGCGGGGCUACUUGGCCUAUGCCGCCGGGGGAGGAGCCGUGGGUCGAGGUGGCGGAGGUGGCGGCGCCCCUUACGGCCUGAAGGCGGACAAGCAGGUGGAGGAGAAGCUGUACGACCUGCUGCCAGGGAUGGAGCUGACCCCCAUGAACCCGGCUGCCAUGAGCCUGAAGGCCACCGCCAUCAAACCUGCACCACAGGUCCUGGAGGAGCUGUGUCAGAAGAAUAACUGGGGACAGCCUGUCUAUCAGCUCCACUCUGCCAUUGGUCCAGACCAGAGACAACUCUUCCUGUAUAAGAUCACAGUCCCAGCUCUGGCCACACAGUACCCCAAUGUCCACCCCUUCACCCCUGCUAAGCUGUGUACGGCUGUAGAAGAAGCUAAGAUCCACGCGGCUGAGCACACUCUGCAGACGCUUGGCCUUCAGACAGAGGGCACCGCAGAUGCCAGCUGUGCUACUGCCACCGCUGUGGCCUCAGUAGCCUUCCCAGGUUACACUCUGGCGAGCCCGGCAUCAUCAGCAGUCGCCUCCCAGCUUAAGCAGGCAGUAUCUCUGGGUCAGGACCUGACCGCCUACACCACCUAUGAGGGCUACCCUGCCUUCGCCGUGGCGACGCGCCACACCGACGGGUAUGGCGUUUUCUAGAGCAACGGUUUCCAAAGAGGAAAAAACACCGUAGCUCAGGCCGCAUUCACACUACACUGUUUUUUUUUUUAAAAAUCAGUUCAGUUCCUCAGUUCCUCAAAAAAGUUUCUCCAACACUUUUGCUAGACCACAUCAGUGCAGGUACAGAGUGAAAUCUUAUUGGCUGGUUGAUUAUUUCAGCAUGAACUCAGUUUCCUCAGGACAACAAGGAGACAGCAGAAUAGUGUGAAUGUACCUUUUUGCUGCUGCUUCAUGGUGAAUGAGAUCCAACCGACCGCCUUGGUUUGAACCAGGAGACGGAACCACUAAUUAAAACCAUGUCCAGAACUCUGGGCUUCGUCUUGUCGUAUGAAAACAUUUUGGACUUGUCUGUGGCCCUGAAACUAAUUCCCCACCUGUUUCUUCACAUCAUUCUUCACCUGCCAUUAUUGUGUAAUUGAUUAAGCAGCUAGUAGAUUGGCUGUAGGUUUGAAUUAAUGUCUUGAUCACUUUUUUUUUUAGAAGUAGUAUGUUUACAAUAUUCAAAAACCGAAUUGGCUAAAUUGCUUUUAUUAUUUUGUCCAUGUUUCGUAACCUUGCCUUAUUGUCUUGAAGAUAUCUGGACUUUGUAGUUCUUUUGAACGUCGUGGUCUUUUGCACUGUUGUGUAUUUCAGACCAUCUCAGUGGUUUUCUUGACCGUCUCCAAAGAAGGAAAAAUAUUUGUCAAUUGUUUGUGUGAAAUGAAUUGUUUGAUGUCUUAAUCCAAGAGAAGAAAUCCUGAUAUUUGGAUGGUUUGGGAUCAAAUGGAAACUCUGUUGUGGUCACUGAGGCUUUUUGGACUUUGUAGUUCUUUGUAGUCCAAAUGAACAUUGUGUCAUAAACCUUUGUCCCUCGUCCCUAAAACAUGAGACCAAUGUUCAUUUUCUGUGUUUUUCACUUUGCUCUUUCUGGCUUUAUAUCUGACUUUCUUUAUGUCAACACAAGGACUUUCUGGAAAGCUUUAUGUGGACUACCUGUAUGUAUGUAGGAGCGAGUAGCGCCGCAACAGAAACAUCAAAUUAUCAGCCGCCGGGUGUCAAUCCAAACAUCGCACAUCUUUCAUUACAGCUGAUACAAAUUAAGUCUUGUUUCCCUCCACUGCUGCUGUGUAGCGAUAAACAGCAGGUGGAGCUGAUUUUCCAGUUGCUGCCAUUAAACCACCACAGAAGAGGAUGAGGUCAUUAAAAGAUCCAGUCAAAGCUCAGAUGAUGAAAACCACAUGGAGAGGGGAGGAAUGUUCCAGCCUGCUCAUCUUCGUGCUCCAUGUUUAUUCACUCAGGCUGUUUCCAUUACACUUUGUCACAUUUAGUCUUUAUUGAUAAACCAACUUUUGUUGCAACGUUUUGCUUUUUGUGCAUCUAAAAACAGGUAGAUGGAAACACAGCUGACGUCGUGGGGGGAGUUGCCCAGUAAAAAUGUUUCAGUGUUUUCAUCCUCACAUUGUUUGUUGUUUGUUUGACUUUCACGCCUUUGGUUCAUGAAACAAAAAAGACUAAACAACCCCGCAGUCCUCAAACUAACCUCGUCUCCAGAUGUUUCAAACCAAUCACCUGACGAGUACGUAAACCAGUAUAAUAGAGUGUUCAGCAAAAGCCCAGAUUAUAUUUGUGUUGUGUUUUUACAUCCACUGCCAACGUCAGCUACGGUGGUUGAGCUGAGGUAAAGAUGGUAAUUAUGGCUGAUAAAUGAUGGAUGCUUAAAAAUAAGAUUUGGAAGAAAAAUCUGAGCCAAUAAAAGAUUAAAAGAUUUCCUCAGUGAAACCAUCCUCUGUUCACAGACUACAAGAACAAAUCUGUAGUUCGUUAAUCUUUGAUCUGAAAGUAGGAGUCAAAAUGAAAACGACAACAUUAGAACUGAUUCUGAGACAAACUGAAGCUCCUGUGACCUGCUCCUUUUCCUGAAAACCAUGAGCGCAGCGUUAAAAGCAGCAGCUGCCGGCUCCUCGUGACGACAUGAGCUGACAUCUGAGCUGUGAAUGUGCCAAAGCAGAGACAGUAUUAAAGUGUGUGAAGCACUUAGAACUUAUUUUUAUACCAGGAAGAAGAAGAAAUAUCCGGACACUGUUUGUAUAGAGUUAUUCUGAAUUCUGUUUGCCUCCAUAAUUGACUAAUCUGUGAUGAGGACUGAGAAUUGUGGGUAUUUAGGAGGGUUUUCGUUUCAUAAAAGGAAACUGCUUUGAUAAAUUGUGAUGUUUCAUGAUCGAUAAACUUCCUGAAAUAAAGGAACUGACAAGAAUCUGAAGAAAUCUC
Molecule: messenger RNA, 4249 nt
Organism: Seriola dumerili (greater amberjack)
Lineage: Eukaryota; Metazoa; Chordata; Actinopteri; Carangiformes; Carangidae
Gene: a1cf
Product: APOBEC1 complementation factor
Exons: 13
Coding region: 134-1981 (615 amino acids)
Cellular component (GO): nucleus
Molecular function (GO): mRNA binding
Source: RefSeq, a predicted model, not a curated record